CGCUCAUUUUAUCUUUGUUGGCAGGGUUUGUCGCUGCGUUAGAUGCCACAGAAAACAAGUCCUCGGAGGCAGCGGGCACGGUUGGCCCUCGACGGCGCAGCCAGCUUGCCAUCAUAGUGGUCACACUGACUUUCAUUCCUCAAUUCGCGCGAACACGACUCUCUCGCGUGACACGAAUGCACCAACGGCCAAUGGCCAUGACACGCAUACCUUCUCCUAGCAAUGGGCAUCCGAAUCACAUCCUGGAAUGUCAAUGGCAUUCGUAAUCCUUUCGCGUACCAGCCAUGGCGCGACAAACGAACCUUCGAGGCCAUGUUCGAGAUUUUAGAGGCAGAUAUUGUGGUGUUUCAAGAGACCAAGAUCCAAAGGAAAGACUUGCGAGAUGACAUGGUCCUGGUGCCGGGCUGGGAUAACUACUGGAGUCUCCCCAAGCACAAGAAAGGAUACUCGGGUGUAGUCAUAUACACUCGAAACGCGACUUGCGCGCCCAUCAGAGCCGAAGAAGGCAUCACCGGUGUUUUGACUCCUCCCAAUUCGGCCACCAGUUUCCGGGAUCUGCCGCCAGAAGAGCAAAUCGGGGGAUAUCCAAACGCAGAGCAGCUGUCGGAGGCGGACUUUGACCCUGCCACUCUCGACUGUGAGGGCCGAUGCGUCAUUUUGGAAUUUCCGGCUUUUGUCCUCAUCGGAACCUAUUGCCCUGCCGAACGAGAUGAAACGCGAACGCACUUCCGGACGAGUUUUCUGCGGAUCCUUGAUGCGAGAAUACGAAAUCUGGUGAACAUGGGCAAGAGAGUGGUCUGGACAGGCGACCUCAACAUCUCAAGAGAAGAAAUUGACACAGCGGCGGCUGAAGAGAGUAUGAGAAAGCACGGUCUCGACGCUGUGGAGUGGAUAUCUACCCCAGCAAGGCGAAUGCUCAAUCAACUUCUGGUCGGAGGCAAGGUCCACGGUGCAAGGGAUGAAGGACGGGAGACCCCGAUACUGUGGGAUCUUUGUCGUGGUUUCAACGAAGGUCGCCACGGCAUGUACACUUGCUGGGAGACCAAAGUCAAUGCUCGUCCUGGAAACUAUGGCGCGAGGAUUGACUACGUCAUUUGCAGCCACGACAUGAAAAACUGGUUCUGCGAUGCCAAUAUUCAGGAAGGGCUCAUGGGUUCCGAUCACUGCCCUGUGUUCGCCGUACUCAACGACAAUGUGAGCAUCGAUGGAGACACCCGGCACAUCCUGGAUAUCAUCAACCCGCCCGGCAUGUUCGAGAAUGGGAUCCGCAAGUAUGAGUGGUCGAGCAAGAACAUGCUGCCCAUGUCUGGCAAGUUGAUUCAGGAGUUUGACAAGCGGCGGAGCAUUCGAGAUAUGUUCACGCAGAAAGAGUCAUUACCAAAAGCCAAGAGUACUGCAUCGGACAUGGACGACAGUCUGGUUGCGGUGCAGCCCUCGGCGCUCCCUCUUGCCGCUACAACUACCAAGUCUACUCCAAUUGAAGGUGCAGCCUUAUCAACAACAACCUCACACACUUCUACCGAUUCCAGACCCGCCACCGGGAAACGCCCCGCGAAACCUGAUACCCUCCCUGCGGCCAAGAGGAGCAAAUCACAGUCAACUCCCAACGGGGCUGGAAAAGGCCAACAGAGCCUGCGAGGGUUCUUUACGGCCAAACCCUCAGCUCCAGCGAGCGCAGCAGAUGUCUUGUCGACAGCUGAUCCAGAACCCACCAAGAACGAGGACACGAUGCCGACUGAGAACUCUCUAGCUGCCGUGACCGUGAUUUCGCCGUCAAGAUCAAUCGCCUCAUUUGAAGACGAAGCCGCCAACUUUGCCUCGAAGCAGACAUGGGGUAAACUGUUCUCGAAGCCGGUUGCACCAAAGUGCGAGCACGGCGAGCCCUGCAAGACAAUGGUUACAAAGAAACCAGGGGUGAACUGCGGCCGAUCAUUCUGGAUGUGCAACCGGCCACUGGGUCCAAGUGGGAAACAGGAGAAAGGAAGUCAGUGGAGAUGCUCUACCUUCAUCUGGGCCAGUGACUGGGAUGCGCGUGAACCGGGAUGAGAAGGAACAUUAUGUGCUCCAGACUCGAAAUUUGCCAGGACUCUAAUGCCCACCAAAAACUGACAAAACUGACAAAAAUAUCGUGGAGAGAGACCGUGCCAACAAUUCUCGCUUCGUGGCUGCCACAGCGCAGGCCGGGGUUGUUUCCCAAUCCAAGUCUGCGGGAGAGGCUGACAAGACAGUGGCUCGUUGACGAUCGGAGUCAUCGCAGCUGUUUGAUGUAUCUUUUGAGAGCUGGCAGCGAGUAGAGGCUGUGCCACCCCAAAACAAUCUGGGAGUCAAAAUUUCUGGUGAGCUGCUCACAGACAGGCUUUACCAUCUCAACAAUCUCCAUUAGAUCUCGAAUCUACUGCCCCGUAGUGUCGUCUUUCACGGCCAUCCUGAUCCUCCACAUCCGCCUUGAUUGGCCGUCCCAGCGACUUUUCAAAUGAGACUAUCAUCUGCCCAUUGCACACAUGGAGACCUCCAGCCUACCGACAGAUGUCAUCGGCACUUGUGUGUUGUGUAUAGACUUCAAAGGACGUGGUGCGGAUAUCUUUCGACGGGUUGUGUUUUCCAAUCCGCAUUUGUAAUCGACGCGUUCCUCAGACAUUCAAACCCCGUGGAGAGUCUUUGUGACACAAACUCGGGCAAGAUGGUAAUCAUUUUGGUUGUCUUACUGAGUUGGGGGGACGACAAUUAUUGCAAACUUCGUAUUAUUCCCAUCAUCUAAAACGUGCCC
This is a messenger RNA of Exophiala oligosperma, 2767 nucleotides long. Its product is annotated as exodeoxyribonuclease III. NCBI's taxonomy places the organism in Eukaryota, Fungi, Ascomycota, Eurotiomycetes, Chaetothyriales, Herpotrichiellaceae. Bases 223 to 2046 code for a protein of 607 amino acids. Gene Ontology annotation, cellular component: nucleus. The transcript has 2 exons. Gene Ontology annotation, molecular function: phosphoric diester hydrolase activity; zinc ion binding; DNA-(apurinic or apyrimidinic site) endonuclease activity. Gene Ontology annotation, biological process: base-excision repair. The record is from RefSeq and is a predicted model, not a curated record.